AUCGGUAACCGCUAAGUGGGAACUUCACCGGGAUACUUCACUGACAGGUCACACCGGUCAUUUGACUUUCCGUUAAUUUAUCCUACAUUUCUCGCGGAAGCGUCCGUUCAAUAGAUCUAGAAUAGAAAUACAACUGUAUUGGACUCUGGCUUGGAGGUGUUGUAGGUUCGUGGAGUUAACAGGUAGAAGAGAUAAGCUUGUGUUCACGUUCUUUGCCUGCAAGGGAAGAGCGAGGCGGAUUGUUCUUGAAAUCUACAGACAGCCAGCGAGAAAGGAAGAGGAGAUGCUGCACGUGCAGUAGCUAAUGGGGAUCCUAAUAAACUAAUCUAAACAGGUAGCCUACAUUCUCACCAACAUCAAUAUCCAGGUCGUAUUCCCUCCGCGCAUCUGAUUGACUUUGAUUGACGUUUGAUUGGUUGAUGUAAUGCCCAUAUAUAUCAUCGAUCGAAAAUUUUCAGAGAUACCUGGUGAGUCGUUACAGCCAGCAGCUGAAGGAGUGUUGAGCAUGGUGGAGACCGUCCCCCCAAAGUCGGCUAAGAAGCCCCACUGGACCUCUCUGGAGAUCGGCCUGCUCACCAUCGUCUCCCUCCUCUUCAUCGUCAUAUUGGCCCUCAUCGUCCUCUUCGCCACACAGAGGACUGACAGUGAUGGUGUCUGCACCACGGCGGACUGUACUCAGGCAGCGUCUCGUCUGAUAGAGAACAUGGAUGCCAAUGUGGACCCGUGUGACAACUUCUACCAGUACGCCUGUGGAGGCUGGUUGAAGAAGAACAUCAUCCCAGAGACCAGCUCCCGAUACAGUACCUUUGACAUCCUACAAGACGAACUGGAGGUGGUCCUCAAAGAUGUUUUGGAGAAAAGCGUGAAGGGGGAGGCCAGUGCCCUCACUAAAGCCAAGACCCUCUACAGAUCCUGCACCAAUGAGAGUCAGAUUGAGAAAAGGGGCGGAGCUCCUUUACUAGACAUGCUCCCUAAUGUAUUUGAGUGGCCAAUAGCAACCGACCACUGGGAGAGUGUCUAUGGUGACACAUGGAAGUUGGAGGAUGCCAUUGCCAGACUAAAUGAAAAAUACGGAACUCAUGUCUUGGUUAAUUUUUUUAUCGGCACUGAUGACAAAGACUCCAAUUCACACAUCAUUCAUUUUGACCAGCAAACCAGCCUUGGCCUCUUAUCCAGAGAUCACUAUAGCUGUACUGGGUCCUAUGCAGAGCCAUGUAGAGCAUACAAACAGUUCAUGAUAGACUUAGCCAAGCUUAUCCGCACCGACCGCAGCCUGGUGGUCAACGAGACCCAGAUCAGAGAGGAGGUCACCAGGGUCAUUGAGCUGGAGAAGGACAUCGCCAAUGCCACUGAUACUCCAGAGGACCGUAACAACCCAGUUCUCCUCUACAACAACAUGGAGCUGGGUGUUCUCAAUGCUAACUUCAGCCUGGAGGUCGACACACAAGUGUUUGACUGGAGUUACUUCACCAGGAAGAUCAUGGGGACGGUCGGCAUCACUGUGCCUGACACGGAGAGUGUCAUCAACUACGCACCUAACUACUUCAGACGACUCAACCCUGUUCUGGCCAAGUACACCAAGAGAGACCUGCAGAAUUACAUGGUGUGGCGUUUUGUCAUGAACAUGGUGGUGGGUUUGAGCAGACCGUACAGAGACACCAGGAAAGCCUUCCGCAAGGCGUUGUACGGUACCACGUCGGAGGCGGCGGUGUGGCGGCAGUGUGCCAUCUACGUCAACAACAAUAUGGACAACGCUGUUGGAAGGCUGUACGUAGAGGAGGCCUUCUCUGGGGAGAGCAAAGAACUGAUGGAAGAGAUGAUCUCUGUGAUCCGCGAGGUGUUCAUCAGUAACUUAGACCACCUAAGAUGGAUGGAUGUCGAGACCAAGAAGGCUGCUGAGGAGAAGGCACAAGCUAUCCGAGAGCGGAUUGGCUACUCCAACAACAUCAAGAAUGACACCUAUCUGAAUAACGAGUAUAGAAAUUUGAGCUACAGUGCAGAGGAGUACUUUCAGAACAUCCUUCAGAACCUGAACUACGUACAGAAGAAACGUCUGAGGAAGCUACGGGUCAAAGUCAACAAAGAAGAAUGGGUAACGGGAGCAGCCAUUGUCAAUGCUUUCUACUCUUCAAGCAAAAACCAAAUAGUGUUUCCAGCAGGCAUCCUCCAGCCUCCGUUCUUCGGUAAAGGCCAGACCAAGUCUCUGAAUUUUGGAGGUAUCGGCAUGGUGAUCGGACAUGAGAUCACUCACGGGUUCGAUGACAACGGUCGUAACUACGAUAAAGAUGGUGACCUGAAGGAAUGGUGGACGCCAAGCUCCACCCGGAACUUUGUGAAUCUGUCCAAGUGCAUUGUGGACCAGUAUGGAAGCUUCUCCUGGGACCUGGCCAACGGACAGAAUCUCAAUGGAAAUAACACUCUGGGAGAGAACAUUGCAGACAACGGUGGGAUUCGCCAGUCGUACCAGGCCUACCUGAACUAUGUGGAGAAGAAUGGGAAUGAGCCUCUCCUGCCUGGAAUAAACCUCAACCAUCAACAACUCUUCUUUCUCAACUUCGCUCAGGUGUGGUGUGGAACACAUCGGCCACAACAAGCUGUCAACUCCAUCAAAGUAGAUGUACACAGUCCAGGGAAGUUCAGGGUCCUGGGGUCCCUCCAGAACUUCCCUGAGUUUGCCAAGGCCUUCAACUGUCCCAAGAACAGCUACAUGGUGCCUGACAGUAUCUGCCGAGUCUGGUGAUACUGUAGUCUUGACACUAGCCUACCCUGAGGCUGGUAGGGGGUGAGAGGUGGGCUUGUGUCCUCUUUCCCUUCCUAACCACCUCACCUUUCCCCCUGACUGUUAGAGCACUAGUCUGGAACAGGGGUAUGUUCUAUGUUCCCUGCAGGGUGGACCAGGACUGCUACACUGACUGUACAGAACAAACAGAUUCAAUGGACUACAGAGUGCUGUUCAUAGCCAGCUCCCAGACUCUUCACCAGAUCAGCAGGGUCACUGCUUUCCACGGGAUACAGUCACGUCAAUUCAAUCUUUUUUUUGUGUGUUUGAAAAUGUACUUUUCAAUUCUACUUUUUUCCCCCGCUGCAUUUCAAUCAUGACAAUUAUUUUUUGUUGUAUACAAAAUGUGAGACUAAUGUGAGCAUCUUGAACAACAGACAAAUAUCCACUUAUUCUAAACUGCAGCUCUGUUUGUCCAAAAUGCUAUUUGUUUUACACUAUGAGGUGGGCCUCAAUAUAAACCAAAAAUAUACUAUAUAAUCAAUACAUUAUAGAUGAAUAUACAUUGACAGUAAUACAGUAAUCAGUAGUCACACUUGGGGGAUUCUAUUUGAUUGUAUAUUUAAGAAAACCACAUUUUAUUUUACUGAAUAUACACCAAUGAGUAUAACGAUAAUUUCAUGUUUUUUCUGUAUAUGUCUCUAAAUGGAUGCCAACUAUGUCUAUAAGCACGAAACACUUACGUUGUUGCCUUGGAAACAGUUGGGCGACUUAGCUGGUCAGGAAAUGACAUACAUCAAACAUAUUGCUAUUUUUAUUUUACAGCAAGAAUGUGACCUUGAUUCAAACUGCUCUGUCCAGCAGAGGAGGCUGGUGGGAGGAGCUAUAGCAGGACGGUUUCAUUACAGUGGCUGGAAUCGAACCAAUGGAAUGGUACCAAACAUAUGGAACCAACGGAAUGGUACCAAACAAAUAGAACCAACGGAAUGGUACCAAACAAAUGGAACCAACGGAAUGGUACCAAACAAAUGGAACCAACGGAAUGGUACCAAACAAAUGGAACCAACGGAAUGGUACCAAACAAAUGGAACCAACGGAAUGGUAACAAACAAAUGGAACCA
Molecule: messenger RNA, 3840 nt
Organism: Oncorhynchus keta (chum salmon)
Lineage: Eukaryota; Metazoa; Chordata; Actinopteri; Salmoniformes; Salmonidae
Product: neprilysin-like
Exons: 23
Coding region: 425-2740 (771 amino acids)
Biological process (GO): protein processing; amyloid-beta clearance
Cellular component (GO): plasma membrane
Molecular function (GO): metalloendopeptidase activity
Source: RefSeq, a predicted model, not a curated record